Molecule: messenger RNA, 4515 nt
Organism: Vitrella brassicaformis
Lineage: Eukaryota; Vitrellaceae
Source: the annotation of a GenBank genome assembly
CUUUUUUCUUCUUUUCCCCUUCCUCUCGCGCCUUGUCCUCUCGCUGCCAAGUGCGUUUUGCUGUGUAGUAGGUGUAGCCAUCAGCCCGUAGGACAGAUACCGACUACACACCGGUAGAGUAGACACGGCCGACGAAGGAUGGCAGCGCGACUCUCCCUGUUGCUGCUGAGCUGUCUGCUCGCCCUCACAGCCCUCCCCUUCACAGGCAAGCACACCACAGCACAGAGCGGCGCAGUCAGGAAAAGACACGGACACACACCCCCUCUUUGUUGCUCUGCCGUUGCAGUGUGUCAGGAGGCCACUUCGCCUCCCGCCGCCGAUGACAGCGACAGCGCGGCCUCUGUGGGGUCUCCCGGUGCGGGUGCGGCCGACAAGAGCGUGGACCAGGUGCUGGCUGACCUGAAGAAGGACGAGGAGGCCAAGGCGGCCGAGGGCGAUGACGAGGAGACCCCUCUGCCCUCCGGCCCGAUGCCCGAGAACUGCACCACGUCGGGCGUCCAGUAUAUCGGACAGCUCGUCACCGACUUCGUCCCGCUCUACAAGGAGGAACGGUCAGUCAGUCAGGGUGCGUGGGUCCCCGGGGGACAGGCACACGCAACACCACACCAUCCUUCGCCUGCACUUGUUGUCUGUCUGUCUUUGCUGUCCCUUCCCUCCCUCCGUCUCUCUCUCUCUCUCUCUCUCUCUCUGUGUGUGUGUGUGUGCAGUACGUGUCAGCAGGCGUGCCAGUCCCACCCGGCGUGCUACUUCUUCAGCUUCUACCACGGCCUCGACGGUGAGCUGGUCAACGUGCAGGAGGGCGACGAGAUCGAGCUCGCCGUCCCCGAUUACGAGGAGGAAGAGGAGCUCGACAGACGCGCACUGGCAUUUGCCGACUUCGACGACGUGUCCAAGCGUCGGUUCCGCGGGCUGCAGGGCAAGAUGCCGACUGCCGACGAGGUCAUGCUCAACCCCAAGGCCGGCGCCUGCUUCCUCCUGGGCGCCUACGUCAGGAAGGAGAUGAAGGCCAAGUUCGUGUCGGGGCCACGCACAUGCGGUGAGUGAGUCGGUGGGAGGGAGGGAGAGGGGUGUGGACGGAUGCAUUGUGUUGUGUGUGGGCUGCUUUAUUGUGGUUGGUCGCAGCGAGUGAGUGCGUGAAGAUGUAUUCGGACAACUGCCUGGCGACCCGUUGCUGCUCGCGCGCCACGGCCACGUGUGUGUCGAAGGAUACCUUCUUCGCCCAGUGCCGCCUGCCAACCGACGCCUGCCCCGGCAAGGGAUGGAACUGCUACAACAUCUGUGAGACUACACCCCACCCACACCGAGCACACCAGCAGAUCAUUUCCCUCACUGUGUACGUGUGUGUGGUGUGUGUGUGUGGUGUGUGUCAGCGUCGAUGCCGUCAGGUUGUCUGGAGUAUGACAUGGAGUACGCCCCCCAGUCCUUCGCCAACGACAUUGACGAGAUCCUCGACGUUGAGACGGAGCUGCACUGCCAGGAGCUCUGCAAACAGCACGACAAAUGCAACUACUGGAGCUACAAGUAAGUUGAGUACUCGACGCGGGCAGGCAGGCAGGCAGGGAGGGGCAGUCCACUCACUGUUGGUGUUGCUCUGUUGUGUUUUGUGUGGUGUUUUGGUUUGGUGUCUGUUAGCCCGUAUUACAAGAAGAUGUGUCUGCUCAAGAAGAAAAACAAGCCCAAGAUGCACGUCAAGGGCGUUAUCUCGGGCGUCAAGGACUGCGCAGGUGCGUGUCGGCACGGCUCGCCCCAGAAAAGCCACAGCACACCCACCGCAUCACAGUGCACUGCUCACCCUCGUCUGUCUGUGGUGUGCUCGCCUUUCAGGUUUCGAGCAGCCCAACCUGAUCGAUUACAUCGCCGAACAGCCCGUAAGUAACGCGACCGAGCCACCCUGCACACCUGCACGCCACUCCUUGUUUUGUCUGUUGUGUGUGGUGUUCUCGACUGUCAGGAGUACAAGGAGUUCUACAAGCGUGUUGAGCUGGCCGGCCUCGAUUCGUUUCUCAACACCAACACGUCUGCCGCCAAGGGCAACUCGACGGGCUUCACGGUCUUCAUCCCCGUCAACCAGGCCUGGGAGAACCUCGACCCCAAAGUCAAGGAAGAAAUCGAAGCCGACAAGUUUAAACUCGGUACCAUCAUCAAGGGACACAUUGUCGAGAGACCCGUCGGGGUCGAGAGAUACCUCGGUAUGUAGGCUGAUGGCACCUCCUGGUCGCGUGGAGGUCUGCAUUUGUGUGUGCUGUGUGUGGGAUGUCAGGUGAGGAGACGGUGAAGGGUUUGAAGACUGCGUCGGGCGAGACCAUUGCGGUGUCCCGCCGCGCGUCCAACGAGGGCAAGAUGCAGAUCAACGACGCCAACGUCCUCAUCCCUGACAUCAAGGCAAAGGUACCGACUGGCGCCCACACGCCCCAGUUUUCCGGUCCCCAGCCCACAUUUUCUCUGCUGUUGUCUGUCUGCGUGUCUGUCGCGUCUCAGGACGGCAUGAUCACGACGAUAGCCAAGGUGUUGCUGCCCGUCGAGAUGAUGGAUGAGGCCAUGCCCUCGAUAGACGAAGACGACUCAGCGUCUCUCCUCGACAUGGCCCCUGAGGAGGAGGAGGAAGAGGACGAAGAGAGCACCGAAGAGAAGGACACCCUGAUCAGCUCCUCCCUGCCCGACACACCCACGACAGGCACCAAGAAAACCAACGCGACCACCGGAAGCAGCAAGCUCCCCUCCAUCAGCUCGGGCAGCAACACCACCACCACCAAGACGGUCACCAACACAACCACUGCUGGAUCAGGCAGCACCCCAAGCACCAAGACCACCAAGACCACCAAUACCACCCUGUCGACGGGCAACAGCACCGCAUCGACCCUCAUCGGCAGCGCGGCUCCCAAGAAGCCCGCCAACGACACCCUGGCCACGUCCAAGAAGUCAACCGACGACUCCCUCUCCAGCUCGUCGCUGGAAGACGACGCAUACGGCUCCAGCAGCACCGGCCUCCUCGAUGAGCACGACAUCGCCGCCACAGCAACCACCAGAGAUACAUCCAGCGUCAGCAGCACCAACAGGACCGCAGUAGUGGAGGUCAACACUCCCGGGCCAUCAGCUGACGAGGAGGCCGGCGCUUCCCCCAGAAUUGAGGACUUCUACGACACCACAUCGACGAGCGACGACAGCUCCAUGCAGGAGGGGACGGCCGACUCGUCCUUCCAGCCCGGCCAGCCCGCCGAGACGUCAGAGAUCGAACACCACGCCACCGAGACCGAGGAGAGCGACGCUGCCGCAGGGUCGUCCCCCAAGCUGACGGCACCUACGGUUGAGGAGCUGCACGAGGCCGCCAGCAAGAGCAGCAGCCAGGGCGGGUCGGGUGGUGUGCUGGGUCUGCCUGUGUGGCUGGAGAUCAUGAUGCUCGUGGUCAUCGUCGGCCUGGCCGUUGUCGGAGGUGAGACAGGGAGGCACACCUACCUCACCACCAGAGGCACGGAGUGGAGUGAAUGGAGUUGAUUUCUAUGUUGUGUGUCAUGUAUGUAUGUCAGGUGUGGCGGCCUUUGUGCUGAAGCAGCGCAGGAAGGAGGAGGAGGGCCCGACGCCCACCAGACGCCCUGUCCGCAUCGAAUACACGCACGGAGGCAACCACAGCAGCAGCUAGACUAGACACAGAUGGAGGGAGGAGGGAGGGAGGGAGGGGCUGACUGAGGGGGUUAUGUGAUGUGAUGCGAUGUGGUCGGUCUGUCUGUCUGUCUGUAUUGCUUGUUUGUACUGUGACGUCACUGCACUGAUGGUUGACGAAUGACAUGGUGGGUGGUGUGAUGGCUAAUGCGUGUUACCGCAAGCAAUUUUCAUCCGUUCAUGUCAUGUAUGUCUGUCAUGCGAUGGGAUGCGUGUCUCUUUAUCUAUUUAUUCAUGGGUGUGAUACUUUCAUCACAUAGCAGCUCAGCUAGAUGUCUCUGUGUCUGCAGAUAUGUAGCCUAGCCGCCACAGCCAGGUGGUUUCGUUGCCACAACUAGCUCGUCGCGAAAUAGUCUCUUGUAUGUAUGCAUGGAUGUAACUAUUAUGUGCUGCCGCAUAUAUAUGAUAUGUAUUUGUCGUUUGGAUUGCAGUCGCUUGGAUGGAUGGAUGGAUACACAGAUAGACAGCGACGGCUUGUCCACGACGGGCCGAAUUUGUCUACUGCCUAAUGUGAGUGGACAGAUCCAUGUGUCCUUCGAGUGAGUGCACAGAGAUAGACACCGACCGGGGCGAGCGCGUGUUCAUGCGCUCGCGUGUACAGCCUGGGACAGAUGACGAUCGCAUACCUACGUACGUACAAACGCACCGUGUGUCUGCUGUGAACGUAGCCAUGGAUGGAUGGAUGGAUGGGUGGAUCGGCGGAUGGGUUAAGACGGUUGGUCGGUCGGUCGGUGGUCUUUAGGGGACAGAGAGAGAGGGGACGUGGGGUGCACACAUCCCGUCGACUACGUGUGUAUGCGAUGCGUGGCCCAUGCUGAUUUUACCGUCACUUUGAUGCUAGCUAGUUGGGCUGCGCGG